Diversispora eburnea is the source of this 2247-nucleotide messenger RNA. Lineage: Eukaryota; Fungi; Glomeromycota; Glomeromycetes; Diversisporales; Diversisporaceae. The record is from the annotation of a GenBank genome assembly.
AUGUUAUUUCGAGCCAUUCCAUUUGUAGCCAAAAAAGGAGCUUUAUCUUUACGAACUGAUCAUUUCGCACAUCGAAAAUUUGCUUCUGAAGCGUAUAGGAACAAACAAAAUCUUAUAGAAAAGAUUGUUCAAAAAUAUGCUGUAGACGUAUCGCCGGGUCAAAAAGUGAAAAGUGGAGAUUUUGUAACUAUCCAACCUGAACAUGUGAUGACUCACGACAAUUCGGCUGUCGUCAUGUCAAAAUUUAAAAAUAUUGGAGCAAAAUCUAUUAAAUUUCCUAAGCAACCUGUAUUUACACUUGAUCAUAAUGUACAAGAUAAAUCAGAAAAGAAUUUGGCAAAAUAUAGAUCAAUAGAAGAAUCUGCCAAAUUGCAUAAUAUUGAUUUUUAUCCUGCUGGUAGAGGAAUUGGUCAUCAGAUAGUUGUAGAAGAAGGUUAUGCUUUUCCUUAUACAUUAACUGUAGCUUCUGAUUCUCAUUCAAAUAUGUACGGUGGGAUAAGUUGUUUAGGAACACCUAUAGUUAGAACAGAUGCAGCAGCAAUUUGGGCCACAGGUAAAACAUGGUGGCAAAUUCCACCCAUAGUAAAAGUUGAAUUCAAAGGGAAAUUAUCUACUGAAGUUACUGGAAAAGAUAUCAUAAUCACAUUAUGUGGAAUGUUUAAUAAAGAUGAAGUAUUAAAUUGUGCAAUAGAAUUUACGGGAGAAGAAAGUAUUUAUGGAAUUAGUAUUGAAGAUCGAUUGGCUAUAGCUAAUAUGACGACUGAAUGGGGUGCAUUAGCUGGAGUAUUUCCAGUAGAUGAUAGAACAAUAAAGUGGCUUAGAAAUAGAGUUGAUAAAUUAGAACUUUUGAAAGAUCAAAAUAAAAAUUUAAAGGAUCUAACAAAUAAUAAACCAUUUGUUCAUCCUAGAAUCAAUCAUUCUAGAAUUGAUGAAAUUGAAAAAAAUCCAUUACAAUCAUCUCCCGAAUCAUAUUAUGCAAAGCAUUUGACUUUAGAUUUAUCAACUGUAUCUCCGUAUGUUUCAGGUCCUAAUUCUGUAAAAGUUUCAACAUCUGUUGCUAAACUUGAAAAAGAGAAUGUUGCAAUACAAAAAGCAUAUAUUGUUUCAUGUGUCAAUUCUCGUGCAUCUGAUUUAAAAGCUGCUGCUAAAGUCAUUAAGGGUCAUAAAGUGGCAGAUGGUGUAGAACUUUAUGUAGCUGCAGCUAGUAGUGAAGUGCAAAAUGAUGCCGAAGAAAGCGGUGAUUGGCAAACACUCAUUGAUGCUGGUGCAAAGACUUUACCCGCUGGAUGUGGACCAUGUAUUGGUCUUGGUGUUGGUCUUUUGAAAGAUGGUGAAGUUGGUAUUUCAGCAACCAAUCGAAAUUUUAAAGGGCGUAUGGGUUCACCUAAUGCUUUAGCAUAUCUUGCUUCACCUGCGAUUGUUGCAGCAUCUGCUGUGGCUGGAAAGAUAUCCAAUCCAGCAUUUCUAUCUACUUCUUCUUCAAAUUUUUCUCACGAAUAUAUAUCAACACCAAAAAUAACUUGUGUAAUAAAUUCAAAUCAGCAUAAUACAGAAGCAAUGUCAUUAUCAAUCAGUGUUGAAAAAGUCAUUCCAGGAUUUCCAGAAGUUAUCAAAGGUCAAUUAUUAUUUUGUAACGCGGACAAUUUAAAUACGGAUGCAAUUUAUCCUGGUAAAUAUACUUAUAUGGAUGAGCUUACAUCUGAAGAUAUGGCUAAAGUUGCAAUGGAAAAUUAUGAUCCCAAGUUUGCCAAGAUAGUUACCAAGGGUGACAUCUUGGUUGGAGGUUUUAAUUUUGGAUCUGGAUCAUCACGAGAACAAGCUGCUACUGCAUUAAAAGCUUGUGGUGUAACAUUAGUACUUGCUGGAUCCUUUUCUGAAACCUUUAAACGUAACAGUAUUAAUAAUGCUUUACUUUGUUUAGAAGCACCUGAACUUGUAAAUUUAUUAAAAGAAAGAUAUAAACCGGAUGAAUUAACUACGUCCACACAUCUUAAUGCUGAAAUUAAAGUGGCCGAGGGUAAAAUGUUGGUAAAAGGUUUGGAAAGUUCUGAUACAGUAUUUAAAAUUGGUGUAUUAGGAAAAAGUGUGCAAGAAUUGUGGGUUGUUGAUGGAUUAGAAAAUUGGUCGUAUUGUGAAUUUAAAGAAUAUGGUACUAUUCUUCUUGGAAAAUCUCCUUCAUUACCAACAAACACAGAAAUGUAUUUCCUGGAAUCGGCAUUAUCUUUUGAGGAUAUCAAGGAUUUCUGA